GGUUUCCAAUAGUGGCGGUCCACCGGGAACUUAAGUAGACGAGAGGGGAAACAAAUUAAAAAGCCUCUCUUUCUCUCUCUCUCUCCCUCACAUUGGCUUGUAGUCGAGUCUCUCCAAUCAUAAUAUCUGAGAAGCCCUCGGCCUCUCUCCCUCGACGGUUUCAGGAAUGUAGAGAGGAGAGUAUUCUGGCUGUGGCAGUUGCUGGGAGAUGGAGGGUUGUGACUGCAUUGAGCCGCAAUGGCCUGCAGAUGAGCUUUUGGUGAAGUAUCAGUAUAUAUCGGACUUCUUUAUAGCACUUGCAUAUUUCUCGAUACCUCUUGAGCUCAUUUAUUUUGUGAAGAAGUCUUCAUUCUUCCCCUAUAGGUGGGUGUUGAUACAGUUCGGUGCUUUCAUUGUUCUUUGUGGAGCAACUCACUUGAUUAAUUUAUGGACUUUCACUAUGCACUCGAAAACACUUUCCAUAGUAAUGACGAUAGCAAAGAUUUCGACUGCCGUAGUGUCAUGUGCAACUGCAUUGAUGCUUGUGCAUAUAAUUCCUGAUUUGUUGAGUGUGAAAACAAGGGAGCUUUUUCUGAAGAAUAAGGCUGAGGAGCUUGAUAGGGAGAUGGGCCUUAUAAGAACACAGGAAGAGACAGGGAGGCAUGUCCGAAUGCUGACGCAUGAAAUCAGAAGCACACUUGACAGGCACACUAUAUUGAAGACUACACUUGUUGAGCUAGGGAGGACUUUGGAUCUGGCAGAAUGCGCACUGUGGAUGCCAUCUCGUAGUGGUUUAAAUCUUCAGCUUUCUCACACUCUGCACCACCAAAUAACUGUUGGAUCUGUCGUGUCUAUUAACCUACCAAUUGUCAAUCAAGUUUUCAGUAGUAACCGUGCAAUAAGGAUUCCGCAUACGUGUCCACUAGCAAGGAUCCGGCCACUUACAGGAAGAUAUGUGCCACCAGAAGUUGUUGCUGUCCGUGUACCACUGUUACAUCUUUCGAAUUUCCAAACAAAUGAUUGGCCUGAAUCUGCAAAAAGCUAUGCAAUAAUGGUUUUAAUGCUCCCAUCAGAUAGUGCAAGAAAGUGGCAUGUCCAUGAACUGGAGCUUGUGGAGGUGGUUGCUGAUCAGGUAGCAGUCGCACUUUCUCAUGCUGCAAUUCUAGAAGAGUCUAUGCAGGCACGUGACCUACUCAUGGAGCAAAAUGUUGCUCUAGAUUUAGCUCGUCGGGAGGCAGAAAUGGCAAUUCGUGCUCGCAAUGAUUUUCUAGCUGUCAUGAACCAUGAAAUGCGGACUCCUAUGCAUGCAAUCAUUGCUCUGUCCUCCCUGCUUCUGGAAACCGAGCUAACACCAGAGCAGCGCUUGAUGGUGGAAACUGUAUUAAAAAGUAGUAACCUUCUAGCAACACUCAUAAAUGAUGUUUUAGAUCUUUCUAAGCUUGAGGAUGGGAGCCUUGAGUUGGAGAUUGCAGCUUUCAAUCUUCAUUCUGUUUUCACAGAGGCCAUUAAUUUGAUAAAGCCGAUAGCAGCUGUAAAGAAGCUCGCAGUAUUGGUUACACUGGCACCUGACCUGCCUUUGUGUGCCAUUGGUGAUGAAAAGCGGCUUAUGCAAGCUAUUUUAAAUAUUGCUGGUAAUGCUGUCAAGUUCACAAAGGAGGGCCAUAUAUCGAUAAUGGCUUGUGUUGCGAAACCAGAUUCUCUAAGAGACCCUCGAGCUCCUGAAUUUUAUCCAGUUGCUGGUGAUGGGCACUUCUACUUGCGCGUGCAGGUAAAGGAUACUGGUUGUGGGAUCAAUCCCCAAGAUUUACCGCACAUCUUUACCAAGUUCGCACGCUCUCAAAGUGGAGCAAACAAAGGUUAUAGUGGAAGUGGACUCGGGCUUGCCAUUUGUAGGAGGUUUAUAAGUCUCAUGGAAGGACACAUCUGGCUUGAGAGUGAAGGUGUGGGUAAAGGUUGCACUGCAACAUUUAUUGUCAAACUUGGUGUAUGUGAACAAUCAAACAGUCAUCUUCAACAAAUUGUGCCAGUGACUGGGUCAGAUGAUGGAGAUGCCGAUCGUUCUGGUCCAAGAGCACCCUUUAGAGAUGGGAAUGUUCUGCUUCCCUCCAGGCUCCGGUACCAGAGAAGUGUAUAGAUGUUAUCGAAGAAAUAGUCCUGCAUGAUGGAGCAUCACAACUUGAAAAGCAAUGAUUCGUGGAACCAGUUUUGUGACAGUUCAAGGCAAGGGACUGUUCAUCCAGCAACACAAGUUAAGAGGAUCCUGAUGGUUUAGUGAUGAUCAUGAGCUGAGGUGAUUAGAUCUGCAGCCAGGCUAGGCUGAAUUGAGCAGCAAGUUGCCUGAUGGGAUUUAUGUUUCGCAAGUUGUAUGUUGGGAGCUUCACUUGCUUCCCAUCAAAAGCAUUCUGAUUUGCUAAUUGUAAUAAAUCUACUGGAGAAAUAGUAUUAGUUUUCUUGAACUUGUCAACCAGAUUGGCAUUGCUUAGGAUGCAUGCUUGUCUUGUAUUUGGAGAAAGAACUAUGAAUCUUAUAUAAUCUGAGUAUAAAUAAUUUA
Messenger RNA from Phoenix dactylifera (date palm), 2530 nucleotides. RefSeq names its product putative ethylene response sensor 1. The record is from RefSeq and is a predicted model, not a curated record. Gene Ontology annotation, cellular component: endoplasmic reticulum. Gene Ontology annotation, molecular function: phosphorelay sensor kinase activity; ethylene receptor activity; protein binding. Gene Ontology annotation, biological process: signal transduction; phosphorylation. Lineage: Eukaryota; Viridiplantae; Streptophyta; Magnoliopsida; Arecales; Arecaceae.